Prosopis cineraria is the source of this 852-nucleotide messenger RNA. RefSeq lists its product as uncharacterized. The transcript is spliced from 5 exons. The coding region runs from base 1 to 852 and encodes 283 amino acids. Lineage: Eukaryota; Viridiplantae; Streptophyta; Magnoliopsida; Fabales; Fabaceae. The record is from RefSeq and is a predicted model, not a curated record.
AUGAAGCAGCAACUACUAGCCCAGGCAGCAUUAAUUGACAUGUUGUUGAAAGGGCAAGUCCUUGGGAGGACUUUGGGUGAGAUUAGCCCUAGUCAGAAAGAUAGUUGCACAGUCCCCUCAAAAAAACUACCUGAGGAUGAGAACGAUUGCAAUUGUUUGGAAAACACUCCUAAACGUAGAGUGGUUGCAAUAAGGCGUGUGUACAACAUUCCCGAGGACACAAUCCAUAAUCAUUCCCUCUCGCCCGACUGUGUUAGAGUUUCUCUACUUGUUGCCAUUGACCCCAACUAUCCAUUACCUGUUCCUACUGAUGAGGCACAGACAGUGGGGGAAGCAGUAGGGAGCUUCAUUGCAUGGCCUAGCCACCUUAUAAUAGUGCUGAGAGGAAAGAGCAAGCUAAAAAGUAAGUUGGGCCAUACCAAAGAGUCAGCCACAGUUUUGCAAUAUCCAACAGCACCAGUGCCAGCUGUAGAAUACAAAUACCAUGCCUCUCUUGAGACAUAUGCGAUGGCUAUGAUGAUGGCUCGUCAAGUUGCGAUUGGGGAUAUCAUUUGUUUUGAUAAUGGGCUAUAUGGAAGAUCGGGCUUGUUUGAAGUUGUUCGGAAUGAAAUUUUAAAUGAAAUUAUUAAGCACAAAAUGGCCAAUACUAGUCUGAUGAGCUUCUACAUGAGAGCUAUGGUCUUGUAUCGUACUAUGACCAACAAGACCUUGUCCCCUAGCUUAAGGGUAUCGGACUCUUGUGAGACAUGGGUCACAGUUAAGUACUUCGAGGAUGCCUACUGUAUUCAGUAUGCAGCUGCACAUAUAGAGGAAAUCCUUGAAGAGGUAGCUCAGGUCGUGUUUAACAUGUAG